CGGUGGAUGUACAGGUCAGCCGAGCAACUGGUUCCUUUUCUCCCUUCUCUCGGUCCCUAACACAGUGUCCUGAUGGAGCUUUCUUACCAGACUCUCAAAUUCACGCAUCAGGCGCGGGAAGCGUGCGAGAUGAGGACAGAAGCACGACGAAAAAAUCUUCUUAUUUUGAUUUUGCAUUAUUUAACACAAGAAGGAUAUAUUGAUGCAGCCAAUGCUUUGGAGCAAGAAACUAAACUGGGGUUACGACGCUUUGAAGUUUGUGACAACGUUGAUCUUGAAACUAUUUUGAUGGAAUAUGAGAGCUAUUAUUUUGUAAAAUUUCAGAAAUACCCCAAAAUUGUCAAAAAGGCAUCCGACACAGCAGAAAAUAAUUUACCACAAAGAAGUGGAGGGAAGACCAGAAGAGCAAUGAACGACAGUUGUCAAAAUCUUCCCAAGAUCAGCCAGCAGAGGCCACGGUCCAAAACCACAGUGGGGAAGCCAGGGGGCAGCAAGCCCCUCCACAGGGAGCAUCCUAAACAGGAGCUUGUCAAUCACACUCACAAGGAGAGUGCUGACUUUGGCUUAAGUAUAUCUGGAAUCAACAAAGGCAGUGGAGAAGAAAACGUCCACCCACAAAAAGGCCAAAUCAUUGACUUCCGAGGGCUGCUCACAGAUGCCAUAAAAGGAGCAACCAGCGAACUUGGCUUGAACAGCUUCGACUGUAACCCAGACCCUUCAGAACGAUUGUUGAAACCUCUGAGUGCAUUUAUUGGCAUGAACAGUGAGAUGCGAGAAUUGGCAGCCGUGGUGAGCCGGGACAUUUAUCUCCAUAAUCCAAACAUAAAGUGGAAUGACAUUAUUGGACUCGAUGAAGCCAAGCAGUUAGUCAAAGAAGCUGUUGUGUAUCCUACAAGGUACCCACAGCUGUUUACAGGAAUUCUUUCCCCCUGGAAAGGACUGCUGCUCUACGGACCUCCAGGUACAGGAAAGACUUUGCUGGCCAAAGCUGUGGCUACAGAAUGCAAGACAACCUUCUUUAAUAUUUCUGCCUCUACCAUCGUAAGCAAAUGGAGAGGGGAUUCAGAAAAACUUGUUCGGGUGUUAUUUGAACUUGCCCGCUAUCACGCCCCUUCCACCAUCUUCCUGGACGAGCUGGAGUCAGUGAUGAGUCAGAGAGGCACGGCUCCUGGGGGAGAGCACGAAGGAAGCCUGCGGAUGAAGACAGAGUUACUGGUGCAGAUGGAUGGGCUGGCUCGCUCCGAGGAUCUCGUGUUUGUCUUAGCAGCCUCCAACCUGCCGUGGGAGCUAGACUGUGCCAUGUUGCGGCGCCUGGAGAAGAGGAUUCUGGUGGACCUCCCGAGCCAGGAGGCCAGGCAGGCCAUGAUCCACCACUGGCUGCCCCCCGUGAGCAGGGGCAGCGCCCUGGAGCUGCGCGCGGAGCUGGAGUACAGCCUGCUGAGCCGGGAGAUGGAGGGCUACUCGGGCUCGGACAUCAAGCUAGUCUGCAGGGAAGCAGCCAUGCGGCCUGUGAGGAAGAUCUUCAAUGCCCUUGAAACUCAGCAGUCAGAGAGCAGCAGUUUACCUGGGAUCCAGCUGGAUACAGUGACCACUGCUGACUUUUUGGAUGUGCUAGCCCACACCAAGCCUUCAGCAAAAAAUCUGACUCAGAGAUACUCAGCCUGGCAAAGCGAGUUCGAGUCUGUGUGAAAUCACAUUUACCCUGACUUGGCCACAAAGACAACUACAGAGGCCUCCUUGUUAAUUAGUGUAAGUGGAAGAACAUUAUGCUUGGAAUAGAAAACAGAAAAUUAUUCUUGAAGACUGGAUUUGGACAACUGUACCAUUUUGGAAAUAUAUAUUUUCAUGGUCGACGUCAGCAAAAUAUUGAAGAUUCCAAUUACAGGUAUG
Balaenoptera ricei (Rice's whale) is the source of this 1890-nucleotide messenger RNA. RefSeq names its product katanin catalytic subunit A1 like 2 (gene KATNAL2). The record is from RefSeq and is a predicted model, not a curated record. Lineage: Eukaryota; Metazoa; Chordata; Mammalia; Artiodactyla; Balaenopteridae. The coding region runs from base 73 to 1689 and encodes 538 amino acids. Gene Ontology annotation, molecular function: ATP hydrolysis activity; protein binding; ATP binding. The transcript has 16 exons.